CCGCCGCCGCCGCCGCCGUGCACGCACUAGCACUUCCCCAUCCACACGGCAAACAAGGCCAAAACCCACGACGCCGAUGCCGCCACCUCGCCGCGCGCUGCUCACCUCCUUUCUCCGCCUCCGCGCCUUCUCCUCCGUUGCUUCUCACUACCCGCCCGCUCCACCCCGCCGCCACCAGUUCGUCGCCGACCCCAGCGCCGCAGCUUCUACAUCCACCAGCCGAGGUGGCAUCAGCGUCGGCGGCGGGAACCCCUUGGACCCGACGCAGCUCCUCCGCGACGACCCGGUGGCCAUCACGGCGUCGCUGUGGGUCUCCUCCUUCCGCGCCGCGCCCGCCGCUGGCCCCGCCUAGCCGCUGGCGCCCUUCCUCUCGCGCCUCGAGCUGUGGGUGCUCGCCUACCAGAAGGCCUACGCCGACGAGACCGGAUCCUACCUGCCGCGCUCCUCCAUCCCGGCCUCCACGGUCGCCUCCCUCCUCGCGCUCCGCAACGCCGUUCUCGACGCCCGCUUCCGCUUCGGCAACCGCCUCACCCCCUUCCUCCAGUCCCCGCGCGCCGCCAACGCGCCGGACCCUGGCUCCCUCUCCAAGCGCAAGCUCCGCGCCCUCCUCACCACCCCCGGCCCGCCGCCUUUCCAGGACCGCGUCGUGCAGGAGCUGCUCCUGCUUCUGCUCGAGCCCGUCUACGAGGCGAGGUUCUCGCAGAAGUCCUUCGCCUUCCGUCCCGGGCGCUCCCCGCACGCCGCCAUCCGCACCAUCCGCCGCAGCUUCGCGCCAUACCUCUGGUAUAUCAAGGGCGACCUCUCCCCGCUCCUGCAUUCGCCUGAUCCUGCGCUCGUAGUCGGUGCGCUCAUCCGUGAUGUGCGUGACAAGAAGGUUGUGGAUUUGAUUCGCUCGGCGCUGCUCACCCAAGUGGUGACCGCGAGGCCCGGAGAUGAUGCUGUGUCAAAGAAGAAGACGAAAAGGAAGUACCAGAAGAAGAAGGUGCUGCCAGAAGGGGAGCCAAAGCCUGACCCUUACUGGUUGCAGACGUUCUUUGGGUUUGCACUGCAGGAGGCGCAAACUCAGCCUGAUUGGGGGCAUUGUGGGGUGUUGAGCCCAUUGCUCGCCAACGUGUGUCUGGAUGAGCUUGAUAAGUGGAUGGAAGAAAAGAUUAUGGAGUUUUACAAGCCGUCCAAGUCCGAUGUUGUGGGAGGAGAGGAUGGCGUUGAGCAGGGUAACACGUCAUGGCCGGAGUUCGUUCCCACAAGUGGCCCUGACAAGACAAGGAAGGUGGAUUACAUUCGGUAUGGUGGGCAUUUCUUGAUCGGUGUGAGGGGCCCAAGGGCUGAUACAGCAGUGCUCCGGAAGCAGCUAGUUGAAUUUUGUGACCAGCGGUUCAGGAUCAAACUUGAUAACGAGAGCCUCCCAAUUGAGCACAUCACCAAAGGGAUCAUGUUCCUUGAUCAUGUCCUGUGUCGUCGAGUUGUAUACCCAACCCUACGUUACACAGCCACCGGAGGCAAGAUCAUCAGUGAGAAGGGAGUUGGUACACUGCUCUCGGUGACAGCUAGUCUGAAGCAGUGCAUCAAGCAGUUUCGGAAGCUCGAGUUUUUAAAAGGAGACCGUGAACCAGACCCACAACCAUGCUUCCGUAUGUUCCAUGCCACACAAGCUCACACAAAUUCUCAGAUGAAUAAGCUUCUACUGACGAUGGCAGAGUGGUAUCGCUAUGCUGAUAACCGCAAGAAGGUCGUCAACUUCUGCUCUUACAUUAUUAGGGGGUCCUUGGCAAAAUUAUAUGCUGCCAAGUACAAGCUGCGGUCAAGGGCAAAGGUCUAUAAGAUUGCAUCAAGGAACCUUAGUCGGCCAUUGAAGGAUAAGAAAGGGCAGUCACCAGAGUACCACAAUUUGCUGAGAAUGGGCCUUGUGGACUCAAUUGAUGGUCUUCAAUUUACAAGGAUGUCUAUGGUUCCUGAUCCUGAUUACACGCCAUUACCAAGUGGAUGGCGGCCAGACCAUGAGAAGAUUUUGCUGGAGUAUAUAAAGCUCACAGAUCAACAUACAUUGGAAGAGCAGCAGAACUGCAUUAGAGAGGAGGGGCUUAUAACACCACAGGACUACAUUUCAAUGCUUGUAUGGGGCUACAAGAAAAAUGCAGUUUUACUUCCUCCUUCAAAAGAGAGCGAUACCCAAGGGUCCACAGAAGACCUGGGUUCAGAUACAGAUGAAUUGGAUGAAAAGGAGCUAGGAAAUGAGGGCCAUCUAAGUUUUCCAAAGGUUGCUGAAAUGUCGUGAAUAUUGAUGAUUUCUGUAAACCUCCCAAGGGGCAUUUGACUGGAUGAUUGGUUGGUGACAAUGAAGUAACCCACUGCUAAGCUCUUUGCUGGCUGAUUCAUGGUGACCCAGGCAGAUGGCUGCUUCCUUCUCAAGGAGAUGAAAAGGCAGUUCCAUCUGUCAACUCUAUUUCUUACUGCUCAGGGCCAUGGUGGAUACAGGUCAUGGUGCUCGAACAUGAAUUUCAACCCAGCAUGGCAUUUUAGGGAACUAGUGAAGCUCCCAUUUUGCUGUCAAAUUGUGCGUCACAUGCAGAGUCAGCUGCUCAUAUAUCAAACCUGAUGUUUAAUCUAAAUGGAAGUAGGGAUCUUGACGCAAAACUUGGGUCUCAUGGAGCACACUGAGAUGCUAAAUUGAUGGAGAAGAAAAUAUGAAAAAGAGAGGGAGAUGCUGAUGCAGCGAGGACUAGACUUGCUGUGCACAAGCACAAACUCGACUGGGAUCAUGCAUGGAUGGCAGACAAAAUGUGAACUGCAGCAUGAAUGUCCUUUGAAAUCUUCGUCCUAAUUUACCCAAAUUUAGUCAGUGCUACUCGGAUAUGUGCAGGGCAGGCUGACGAGGCAGUGCAGUGCCGUUCUGGGGCUACACCUGUAUGUACAUCACUUUUACUGGACCUACUACGGCUACGAUCGCCAUCAACGACCGCGUGCUCGACGGGCUGUUAUAUUGCUUUUGGCCGACGUCCAAGAAGAGCUUUUGGCAUAGGCGAUCCGGCACAUGGGAGAAAGAAGAAAAUCGAUGGGAAUGCCGGAUGCACUUGGAGUUUGGAGCGGGCAAUUUGAUUUGACCGGCUGGGGAGUAGGUAGCAUGCCGUGUAUGCAAGAUGGAGCCGAGUCGUGUCAGGUGAGAAACGGCGACUCCGACUCGUACGCACGGUCAGUGCUACGGGAAAAAGAUUGGCACUGAAAAGUGGCAGUGUGAUCCCGUCGAAGUUAGGGAUAUUAUGAUCAACCUAUUAAUCCACUCUAAUUUAAUUAAUUAAAAAUGUAACAAUUAAAAAUUUAAUUAGUUGAUUAAGUUGAAUUAGAGUUUAUCAACGGAUAUCUAUCCCUACCGUGCCCUGCGACAAGCAUAGAAUGUGAGCGGUGCAGCUAGGGAUGGUAACGGGACUAAUUUCUGUCGGAGAAUGUUUUUCUAUCUUUGUCUUUAUUUAGCUAUCAGGAGAAAGUUUUCUCUCAUUUUCAUCCUCGUAGAGAAUUUUGUGAGGAUCAUGUCUUUAAUGGGAAUGUAAAAUCAAAUUCUAGGAUGAUAAAGUAACAUAUGGACAUCAUAAAGUA
Messenger RNA from Phragmites australis (common reed), 3591 nucleotides. RefSeq names its product nuclear intron maturase 2, mitochondrial-like. Gene Ontology annotation, biological process: mRNA processing. NCBI's taxonomy places the organism in Eukaryota, Viridiplantae, Streptophyta, Magnoliopsida, Poales, Poaceae. The transcript is spliced from 4 exons. The record is from RefSeq and is a predicted model, not a curated record.